AUGAUCAAGGCAAUCUUCUACAGCAAAUUCGACACGCAAGAGGGUCCCAAAGUCGUCCACCAAGUCCCUGAUGGAGCCAUCGUUCCCUCCCCCACGGCACCUGCACAGUCACUCUACCUGACCUUCUCCGACGUCUCCUUCUUCGUGAUCCCCCGCCAGGAACUCUGCGGAAACCUUCUGCAAGUCUGCACAAAUGGAUACCGUAUCCUGGGCUACCCAAUUUGCAUGAAGUCGGCGCGAUAUGAUCGCAAUGAGUUCAUUUUCAACUUCUGCAUUGUUCUCGCCGAAGAGGACGACUUUAGCACGUAUAAGAGUGUGGUACAGAAGAUAGCGGAUCUGAUGCAUGGCCUAGAGGAGCAGAAUGGCUUUCUAUCCCGUGAUUUCUCCAGAAGUGGGGAGGGGAAGGUGCAUAGUCUCUGUGAGAUGUUGAUGGAGGACUUGAAUAACUACUGCGAGUGCAUGGUUCCCAUCGAUGAGUUGAAUACUCUCAACAUUAAGCUGUUCCCGAUCUAUCCCUCUCCUCCGCAAGUCAAGGCAUGGCAUGUGCCGCUUUUCACCCUGCGAUAUCAGGCCUUUAUGGAUGAGAACUGGGACUUGACCAUGCAGCGGAUUGUCCCUCAUAUCAACGGCGUCAACAGUGUCCGCAUCAUUUCCAUUCUAGCAGACACAGACUUCUCUCUCACCUGCCGUGCAAUCCGCCACCUCCUUUACUACGGCUGUCUAUUCCUCCUCGACAUCUUCUCCUUCGCAGCCAUAUACGCCCCGACCGCCCAAAUCAGCGCAACAAUCGGCUGCGACGAAGCAAUGCAACUAGAAUGUGCUCGCUACGUCAACCUCCGCUUCGCACCACACCUCCCAAUAGGCCCAAGCUCAUCCUUCCCUGCACCCCUCGCCCCAAGCGGCAGCAGCACAAACGGCAGCGGCACGGGACCACUCUCAAGCUCCCUAACCGACCACGCCCCAAGUAUAACCCGCGACGACUCUCGCUUCGACGCAGAAGAAAUAUGGCCCCUCCUCGGUCCCGCAGAAGACACAGACGACCCCACAGACAACAAUAACAACAGCACAACCCCAGCACCUUCCUCAUCCAGCGAUACCUCCACUUCAAACAACCAAACAAACGCCCUCCACAAACCAGCUAUAGUAGAUGGAGUAGGCCUAGUCGAGCUCUACGCCAGCCUAAAACAAGGCCAAAGCGUCAAACAAUGGUACGCACAACACAGCAGAGCCCUAGCAAACAUCGACAUCCGCCGCUUCAUCACCUUCGGCGUAAUAAAGGGCUUCCUCUACCGCGUCCACAAAUACGCUUGCGCUACCGGCCACACUGCGCCCGCCCCGCGCACGGCGGGCUCUCCUUUCAUGCCUACGCCUACGCAUACGGCCACGUCCACGGCAACUCCUGUGGCUACGGGUUCCUCGUCCCGUGUUACGACGGGGACUACGACGCCCUAUACUGUUUCCAGUGUUGGGGAUGAGGGGCCUCUUCCUGGGAGGGAGUCGAGCUGGGAGAGGCCUGGGUCUGUUUUUAGUGGGAGUAGGAACGGGGUUGGUGCGGGUAAUUUUGAGGAGUAUGAGGUUGAGGAGGUUGAUGAUCGGGUUUUGGAGAGGUAUCUUGAUGGGACGCAUUGUUUUGAUCAGAUUUGUACCGAGUUGGAGCUUAGUGAGAGGGAGUUGACGGCGAGGUUGAAGAGGUAUCCUGGGGAAGUUUUGAUUCUGCAUCGGUGA
This is a messenger RNA of Penicillium arizonense, 1725 nucleotides long. Its product is annotated as nitrogen permease regulating protein NPR2. The record is from RefSeq and is a predicted model, not a curated record. Gene Ontology annotation, cellular component: GATOR1 complex; vacuolar membrane. Gene Ontology annotation, biological process: negative regulation of TORC1 signaling; positive regulation of autophagy. Bases 1 to 1725 code for a protein of 574 amino acids. Gene Ontology annotation, molecular function: GTPase activator activity. The transcript has 4 exons. Lineage: Eukaryota; Fungi; Ascomycota; Eurotiomycetes; Eurotiales; Aspergillaceae.